Messenger RNA from Acanthosepion pharaonis, 987 nucleotides. The record is from the annotation of a GenBank genome assembly. Lineage: Eukaryota; Metazoa; Mollusca; Cephalopoda; Sepiida; Sepiidae.
AUGGAACCAACGCUCCGGCAGAUUUUACGUGUACACGAACGGAUUGCACCCUACAUCCAUCGAACUCCAGUUUUGACCAGCACCACUGCUGACAAACUGACCGGCUUGAGUGUGUAUUUUAAGGCAGAAAAUUUUCAAAAAACCGGAGCAUUCAAGGCUCGAGGUGCAAUAAACGGGAUUUUGUCUUUACAAAAACGGAAACCAAAUAUUAAAGGCGUUGUGACUCACAGUAGUGGUAAUCAUGGUCAAGCUCUAGCUUGGGCAGCCCAGCAAUUAAAGCUGCCUUGUUCUGUGGUUGUACCUGAAAAUACAGCAGCUGUGAAGAUAAAUGCUAUAAAGACAUAUGGCGCUGAUGUGGUACUAAGUCCUGCAACUCCUCAAGACAGGCGUCUGAUAUGCAAGCGUUUAUCAACAGAAAAAGACUAUGAAAUCAUUGAACCUUUUGACAAUUAUGACGUAAUUGCUGGCCAGGCAACAAUUGCUGUUGAAUUCUUGGAGCAGGUUCCAGACUUGGAAGCCAUUGUUGUUCCAGUGGGAGGAGGUGGGCUUUCUGCUGGCAUUGCCUUAGCAACUAACUUAUCUAAACCCCACAUCAAAGUUUAUAUGGUUGAACCUAAAGGAAAAGAACUUGCCAAAAGUAUGAAAGCCGGUCACUGGUUGUGGGAAGGCCCAGAUCGUAAUUUUGCAACUGUGGCUGACAGCAUCAACAGACAGCAACUUGGCAAAUUAACCUGGCCAAUUGUACUUAAAUAUGCAGAAAGAGAUGUCCUCACUGUGGAAGAUGAUGAGAUCAUUCAGGGGAUGAAGUUUGCAUUUCAAAGAUUAAAGAUUGUGGUUGAAGCUGCCUCUGCCACUGGCCUCACUGCUUUGCUGACUGAAAAACUUCAAAGGAUUAACCCUUCACUGCAAAAGGUCGGGGUCAUAGUUUGUGGAGGCAACGUUGAUUUAGAUCAUCUUCCAUGGUAUGAGCACCGAGCAUCAAAAUAG